UCCACACACAAAUGUUCAACUCGAAAGAAAAGAGAGGAGAAAAGGAAAGGAAGAGGGAAAGAACAUAUGGAUAGAAGAGAAGGAACAUCACAUAAUGAUAAGGGAAAGGCUCAUGUUCUAGUGGUAACAUAUCCCUUACAAGGACACAUCAACCCACUCCUCCAAUUCUCCAAGCGCUUAGCUUCAAAGGGCCCCAAGGUUACUCUCAUCCUCCCUUCCUCCACCAUUAAAUUCCCCCCGGGUGCCACCCCAAGUUCGAUCUCCGUCGCACACAUCCCUGAUGGGUACAAGGAGGGCGAGACCUUGACCGUCGAUGAACACCUACAACGGUUCCAAACAGUCGUCUCCCGAAACUUAUCAGAGUUCAUUCGUGAACAGGUCGAGUCUGACUUCCCGCCCAAGGUCCUAGUGUAUGACUCGAUCCUGGUUUGGGCCUUGGACAUAGCCCGUGAACAUGGGCUGCUUGGGGUUCCAUUCUUCACCCAGUCAUGUGUGGUUAAUGCCAUAUACUACCUAGUGAAUCAUGGCCAGCUCGAGAUUCCGCCGCGGGGCCCAUUCAAUUCGAUGCCUUCAGCACCUCCCCUCGAAGUUAGUGAUCUGCCUUCAAUGAUUACUGACAUCGAAUCAUAUCCGAUAUUGUUAUCGCUGGUCAUUAACCAAUUCUCAAAUUUGGAGAGAGCCAAGUGGAUUCUAGUCAAUACUUUCUUUGAGCUCGAAGAAGAGGUAGUAAAGUGGAUGAGGACCCAAUGUCCAAUCAUGACUAUUGGGCCAAGCAUCCCAUCAAUCUACUUGGAUCGCAGACUGGAAGAUGACAAAGAGUAUGGGCUCAGCCUCUUCAAGUCCGAAAUGGAAUCUUGCAUGAAGUGGCUUGACACCAAGGAGGCCAAUUCUGUCAUCUACAUAUCCUUUGGGAGCUUAGCUUCUCUUGGAGAAGAGCAAAUGGAGGAACUAGCCUGGGGCCUCAAGAACAGCAACAUCUAUUUCCUAUGGGUGGUCAGAGAGUCGGAGAAGAAGAAUCUCCCGGCUGGCUUCCUAGAUGACAUCGCAACGUCAGAGAUGGGCUUGGUCGUGGCUUGGUGCUCACAGCUCGAAGUACUAGCACAUAAAGCAAUCGGGUGCUUUGUCACGCACUGUGGGUGGAACUCGACGCUGGAGGCCUUGUGCCUCGGAAUGCCGUUGGUGGGGAUGCCUCAGUGGACGGACCAGCCCACGAAUGCUAAGUUCAUCGAGGACGUGUGGAAGGUUGGGCUUAGGGUCAGGACUGGUGAGAAGGGCAUUGCAGGUAGGGAAGCGAUUGAGGCAUGUGUUAGGGAGAUGAUAGAAGGGGAGAAGGGCAAAGAGGUCAGGAGGAAUUCUUUGAUGUGGAGAGAGUUGGCCAAACGGGCAGUCGAUGAAGGAGGGAGUUCGGAUAAGAACAUCGACGAAUUUGUUGCUGAACUCAUAUGACUUUGAUCACACGAUCAUAACACGGAAUACAACUGUCAAACCAGUGCAUGUAUGAAGUAAUCGUGUGAUAUAACAUUAAAUUAAGGGGUACCCACUAUAUGUAUGAAGUAUUCAUGUGACGUAACAUUAAAUUAAGGGGCUCCAUUUUUAGAA
Messenger RNA from Punica granatum (pomegranate), 1599 nucleotides. The record is from RefSeq and is a predicted model, not a curated record. NCBI's taxonomy places the organism in Eukaryota, Viridiplantae, Streptophyta, Magnoliopsida, Myrtales, Lythraceae.